Molecule: messenger RNA, 1301 nt
Organism: Haliotis rufescens (red abalone)
Lineage: Eukaryota; Metazoa; Mollusca; Gastropoda; Lepetellida; Haliotidae
Product: histidine N-acetyltransferase-like
Exons: 4
Coding region: 166-1119 (317 amino acids)
Molecular function (GO): acyltransferase activity, transferring groups other than amino-acyl groups
Source: RefSeq, a predicted model, not a curated record
AGCCAAAUCUCAUGUACUUGAUGGUGUAUUGUUACAAGGGGAUCUGCACUGUAAACUGAACAGCCCAACAUUCGCACGUGAAACAUGCGAGUGGUGAUUGCGGCCGGUUGCAACGUCGAGUUCCCAGACAUACAAGUCUAACUCCACUCCUAAGGCGAGACAACAAUGGAUGACGGCGUGAUUGUUCGACGUGCAUCAGUGGAGGACUACAAUGCAGUUAUGGACAUAAACAAACAUGUCUACUUUGGCCUGGACUACAUACCGUCUCAGUAUCUGGACAUGGCACAGGACCCAGACUUCGCCCUGUAUGUGUGUGAGCACGAAGGCAAAGUGAUAGCGUUUGAGGCCGUUUGUGAGGUCAACGGAGGUCACACCCUGAUGAUGAGGUCAGCUCGUGUGCACCAGGACUAUCAAGGUCGAGGCCUUCUUUUGAAAUUGCGGAAGCAAAUUGAAAAGGACUUCUCAAGAAAUCCAUUGGUUCACAGCAUUGCCUCCAGUUUGGCAGCAACCGUCAAAUACAGGGAGAAUGCCUCUUUUUUGGCCAAGAACACACUUAUGUUUGAACGGGUCUUGUUCUACCACACAUGCAACAUACAUGAAGCCAUAGAGAAAACAACCGUUAAGAGCAACGCACAGCAGAUAUCAUCUCAAGAGUUUUGUAACCUCUUUGAAAACGAAAAGCUUAUGAAAUAUUUGUUUCCAUGGCAACGUGUCGCAAUCAACAGCUGGCAUCUGAGACUGAUUGCCGAAAAUAGACGCCAUAUUGACAGACAGAAACCGGUUAUUUUUAUCAGCCAAGGUUUAGAGCAGUGUGGGGGGUUUCUCACACUGGGGCUGGUGAUUAGGGUCCCUGUGGGUUUAGCACUGCAUUUGGAAAUCUACGGUAGCAGUGACGACACGGAACUGGAGAAACACUUGUACAGCCAGAUGUUGGCCGUGAGGGGGUUAACCUCGGAGAAGGUGCACCUCAUGUCAUACUGUGAGACAACGUUGGAACCUUCGGUGAUAUCCAAGCUGUACGCGCGUUUGGAGUUCGAUGUGAUGGACAACCCUUUUAGGACUUUACAGUUCUUUGAGGAGGACUUCCACCCUGAUGUAGCUGAAUCUACUAAAUCUUGAUUUAUAUCAUGCUUCUGUUGUUGAUCUCGUGUGAUGUUUGUGAUCAGAACUGGAUUUGGCUAAAUUCAGUGAGUGAGUGAGUGAGUUGGGUUUAACGCCGCUUUUAAACAGUAUUCCAGUUAUAUCGCGGCGUGUCAGCUUAAUGUGGGAGGAAAGAACGAAGUGAUGCAGAUCUCAGGCGU